CUUGUUUGCCUGGGGAAUUUUGAUUUAUAGCACACUUUUGAAAGUUUUCUUGGCCAUGGCUGGAUUAGAAGAUUUAAAAAGGAAGCUUGCACCAUUGUUUGAUUCUGAAAAAGGGUUCCCAUCUUCCUCAGCAUUGGACCCAUCUGACUCGUACGUGCUUUCUGAUGGCGGUACUGUGAAUUUGUUGAGUCGAUCGUACGGUGUGUACAACUUUAACGAGCUUGGACUGCAAAAGUGUCAUUCAUGGCCGGUUGAAGAUCCUGAUCACGGUGAAAAGACAUAUAGGUGUGCUUCACAUGAGAUGAGGGUUUUUGGAGCCAUAGGAAGUGGUGCAAGCAGUGUUGUUCAAAGAGCUAUUCAUAUCCCCACUCACAGAGUUAUUGCCUUGAAGAAAAUUAAUAUCUUUGAGAAGGAGAAAAGGCAACAACUUCUUACUGAAAUAAGCACUUUGUGUGAAGCACCUUGUUGUCAAGGCCUUGUUGAAUUCUAUGGAGCAUUUUAUACUCCAGAUUCCGGGCAAAUAAGCAUAGCUUUAGAAUACAUGGAUGGUGGGUCCUUAGCUGAUGUCAUAAGAAUGCGUAAACGCAUACCAGAGCCAAUACUUUCUUCCAUGGUUCAAAAGCUCUUACAGGGACUUUAUUAUUUGCAUGGAGUUCGCCAUUUGGUUCACAGAGAUAUAAAGCCAGCAAAUUUACUUGUCAAUCUCAAGGGGGAGCCAAAGAUAACCGACUUUGGUGUAAGUGCUGGAUUAGAGAACUCCAUGGCAAUGUGUGCCACCUUUGUUGGGACAGUUACGUACAUGUCACCUGAAAGAAUUCGAAAUGAAAAUUAUUCUUAUCCAGCUGACAUAUGGAGCCUUGGAAUUUCACUUUUUGAAUGCGGCACCGGUGAAUUCCCAUAUAAGGCAAAUGAAGGACCUGUCAAUCUCAUGUUGCAGAUCCUCGAUGAUCCUUCUCCAUCACUACCGAGCCAUGAAUUUUCACCUGAAUUUUGCUCAUUUGUCGAUUCUUGCCUCCAAAAAAAUCCAGAUACCAGGCCGACUGCAGAGGAGCUUCUUUCACACUCAUUCAUUACCAAGUAUGUGGAUACUAUGGGAGUCGACUUAGGUGCAUUUGUCCGAAGUAUUUUUGAUCCAACAGAGAAGAUGAGGGAUCUUGCAGAUAUGUUCACAAUACACUACUAUUUAUUGUUUGACGGGUCUGACGAUCUUUGGCUACAUACUAGGAUGCUUUAUACAGAAUUCUCUAUCUUCAGUUUUUGUGGAAAAGAAUCUGUCGGGCCAAAUGAUAUAUUUACAACAUUAUCAAAUAUUCGAAGUACGCUAGCUGGGGAGUGGCCACCAGAAAAGCUUGUGCAUGUUGUAGAAAAACUACAGUGUCGGGCCCACAGUCAAGAUGUAGUUGCAAUUCGUGUUUCAGGAUCGUUUAUUGUUGGGAAUCAAUUUCUUAUAUGUGGGGAUGGUCUGCAAGUUGAGGGCGUGCCAAAUUUUAAAGAUCUGUCUUUGGAUUUACCCAGCAAGAGAAUGGGAACAUUUCAGGAGCAGUUCAUGAUAGAGCAAGGAAGUGCUAUUGGUCGCUACUUCAUAACCAAACAAGAGCUUCAUAUUGCUCAGUAGUUGAUCUAUAAGUCAUACAAUGUCGUUUAAUGGGGCUCUCACUAGCGCAAUAUGCUGGUCCAGCAUGCCCAAGUGUAGACUUUCUUGAAGCCAUUCUGGGUUGUAAAUACUCCCUCCGUCCCUUAAAACUUUGCCAAAGUUAAAACUGUGUGGUUGAGGUUUGCGUAGAAGAGAGAAAUAACAGAAACUACAAAAUAAUUGAUUAAAAGGGAAAGUGUCAAAGUUUUUUGGGGCGUCCCAAAAAGGAAAGAUGACAAAGUUUUAAGGGAUGUAGGGAGUAUAAUUCACUGGUUAUGCGGACACUCUUUUAGACCACAAUGUAUAGCUGAUACUGAAUCGUUGUUUAUAUAAUUCACUGGUUAUGCUGUUUAACACUCUUAUAGACUACAAUGUAUAGCCUGAGUGUCAAGGACCUGAAGUUGGCCGUUGCUGUUUCAAUUGUUGCCAUUGUUUCCCUAUAAUUAGAAUAUACAUGUAUAAUUAAUCAUAUAUUUUAA
This is a messenger RNA of Cuscuta europaea, 2112 nucleotides long. Lineage: Eukaryota; Viridiplantae; Streptophyta; Magnoliopsida; Solanales; Convolvulaceae. The record is from the annotation of a GenBank genome assembly.